Procambarus clarkii (red swamp crayfish) is the source of this 3142-nucleotide messenger RNA. NCBI's taxonomy places the organism in Eukaryota, Metazoa, Arthropoda, Malacostraca, Decapoda, Cambaridae. The record is from RefSeq and is a predicted model, not a curated record.
GAGAAAUGACAUCAAUUGCGAGGACACCCUGAGGCAAGGUGCCACAUUAAUAUGAGGCAAAGUGAGCCACCACAGUAUGAGGCGAGGCGAGGCACCAUAGUAUGAGGUGACAAGAGCCACCACAGUAUGAGGCGAGGCGAGGCACCACAGUACGAGGCGAGAAGAGCCACCACAGUAUGAGGCGAGGAGAGGCACCAUAGUAUGAGGCGAGGAGAGGCACCACAGUACAAGAUGAGUUCAGGGUUGCCCAAGCCACCUGCUCCAGGUCGACCACCUCCACCAGCCAACCUGACACCAGCAGCAGUUACACUGGAGGAGGAAUUUGAGAGGUCCUAUAAAGAGGCAUACAAGCUAAUUGAUCACGGCAUCAAAUUAGCUUCGAGAGGACUUCACACACAGGCUGGAAUAGUGCUGCAGAAGGGUCUCACCAUGAUUGACAAUGCCCUCAACAUCAAGGUGGAAUCCUUUGACUGUAGUGCUGAGAAAGUACAACAGUAUGCGGAGAUGCAGGUCAAGAUGAGAUGCACAAGGAAAGAAGUGUUAAAUCACUUUUCGGAUGCCCAGGCUGCAGUGAGCCCCAGUACUGUUGCAGUGGCUCCUCAGGUUGAUGAUGCUCCGCCUUCCUAUGAUGAUUACCUCAAGUCAGUCGAUUCAGGUGGAGGAAGCGACAGGACAGCAGCAGCAGCGACAGAAGGUGCUGCUUCUUCACACCUCGGUGGCCUUCACCCUCGGGGACAAGAAUCAGAUUUUGAGAUGGUUGAGGCUCCUCCCGCAACACCAGUAAUGUCGCCACAGCAGGGAGAGAUGAUCUUCCAGAUUGAGAAUGGUGUUCAGAUCUUCUUCAUCUAUCCAGAUGGACGAGUCACAAGUCCCUCUUAUCCGUCCUUCCUUACUGUGUUCACUUUUCCUCAACCUAUUGGUGGUGGUGGUGCCCCAAGUGGUGCUCGGGGGUUCAUCCAAGUUGGUGAGUGGAGCUAUCCGCUGAUCCCUGCCCAGAGUCCCGUUCUUCAUUCCUUCUAUGGUGCUUACAUGUUUCCAGAUGUUAGCAGUAGUGUGCCAGGUUCAAGUGUUGGAGUGAUCAUUCCAGACACGGUAGACAAGGAAACCAAAGAAUUACUGGAGCACAUUCUUAUUCAAAUGACCUCGUAUCAAGAACAAGAAGUUCCUCCGGGAGUUGACCGUUUGGAGCAAACAAAGUUAAUAGAGAAAUCUACCGCUGAGCGGAUUGCAUCAGGUCUGGUAACAGGAGCAGAGACGUUGUCCAAAGGGGUGGUCUGGGGUGCUGAGAAACUUGGAGAGCUGAUAAGUUAUGGCUCGGAGAGUCUCAAAGGUUAUGUUCAGCCGGUGGAGCAGAAAACUGAAAUUGAUCCCAAGUGGCAGACAACGGCUAAAGUGGCAAGAGAUAUAUCAGGGAAAGCCGUGAAAAUUAGUGGUUACCUCUUGAAUCAAGUUGGGAAGGCAACAAUGGCACUGGGUAAGCGCCUGGCACCACAUAUUCAGAAGCAGGGCACUCGUGCUAUCUCUCACUUGACGGGAAAAAAUGAAAAACAAGCGACUUCUGAUGUCGAAGGUGUGCUGGAAGUAGCGGCAGGAGCAGUGCGUGGAGCCUCGACUAUCUACAUGAGUUUAGAAUCCGCUGCAGCCAUGCUUGCCACCAGCCUAACCGAUAACACGGUCAAUGUGAUCUCUCACAAGUAUGGUGAAGAUGCUGGACACCUGGCAGACAACACCCUUUAUGCUGUUGGACAAACUGCUUUUGCGGGUCACAAUAUUGCCUCUUUAGGAGUAAAGGGAAUUGCCAAACGUACAGCAAAAGCCACUGGGAAGGCUCUUAUCUAUGAACAUGAGGCUAAAAAACAGGAAUCUGAAGUUUCAGGACAAGUAGAGGAAGUCAGCGAGGCAUUUGAAACAGAAGAGGACCCAGGACCAGCGCCGGUGAGGCCAGUGAGGGAGAAGAAAAAGCCACCUCUAUAAAAUGGCCACUGAGAGGCUUAACUUCUUUUUUUUAUUUUUUUUUUAAAUUCCAGCAUGUACUCGCUAACAAGUGUUGCUUUUUAUAUACUGUAUAUUAUUGUCUACCAGAGUCUUAGAAGAAUUCAGCGAAAGAAUCAAAAUUAUCAUCUGAGGCAAAUAAAAUGUAAGUAGAGUACAGAAUUGUAUAGUCAUUAUAAAGGUGUUUAAUAGGAGUUCGUUCACAGCUCGGCAGGUUACUUUGAUUCUUCUUUACUGACUUUGCUUUAGUAGCUGUUUGUUGUUAUUUUGUUCAUGUGUAUGAAUAUGGUACAUGAAUUAUAUUUAGCUCUUGUGAAAAAAGUAACUUUCAAGACAAGAAAAUGACAUUCAUUUAUAUUGUAAGUGCCAAGAUUAUUGCAGAUUAGUGAUAAGCAGAUGUACACAGUUCCUUGGAUGUCAUACAAAGAUUCUUGUUAGUGUUAUAAUUGCUUGCUUUUAAACCAUAAUCAAAGCUGAACAUGAAUAUUGAAGCUGUUGCUGUCAUUAGCAGUGUUAAAAUUAAACAAUAUAGGCCUUCUUAAUUGUUGUUAUUGCUUUAUGACAUUGCAGGGGAGUAUGUUGUCUUGUCAACCAUGUGGGAUGUGAUGGGCUGCGUGCCUUUGACAUUGUGGAUGAUCCGCAAUGUCUUCAGAUUCUGAUUUAUUUUUUAAAAAAUUAAUAAUAAAAGAUCGAGUCAAGUAGUGUUCAAAUAAAUAUAAAUAUUAUACAUACAGUAUGCUGUAUAUAUAUAAUGUAUGUAUUUAGGACAAUAUGCAUCAAUUAUUGUAUUGUAAAUGCUUUGUUAUAUAUCUUUCAGUCAGAUUCAAUGGAAUUAUUUAGAUUUUCACAUUUUAGUUUUAUUCCAGUUCUCAUUUUAGUUUGAUGGAGAGAGUAUUUGGUAAGGCAGGAGUAUAGUACAACAAUGUAUUGUGGGACAAGUAUAGCACUAUAAAUUAAUUUUUUGAAAUAAAUGGUGUUUGGUGCUGUGGAAGGUGAAGGAAAUUACUGUUAACUUUGGUUUAAUGUCCUACGGUUCUAAAACGCCUUUUCCUUGAGCACUUUUCUUCUCACUCCCGCUCCGUUUCCGUCUUCACCGAUGGGUCUAAAUCUGCGGACGGUGUUGGGUACUCUGUUGUUUUUCCUGAGUGCA